Molecule: messenger RNA, 1680 nt
Organism: Chaetomium globosum CBS 148.51
Lineage: Eukaryota; Fungi; Ascomycota; Sordariomycetes; Sordariales; Chaetomiaceae
Exons: 3
Coding region: 1-1680 (559 amino acids)
Source: RefSeq, a predicted model, not a curated record
AUGUUCUCAGCAAGGGCAGGGUGUCGAUUUGCGCUGACGGCAGCGAGGACCCAGCGUAUCGGCAUCCCAAGGGAGUCGACGGUUUCAUGCGCGGGAUUAGGAAGUCGCAGGCCCUUCUCAAGCGAGCCUCCCCGACCACACGAAUCACAUACUCGCCCACCGCCACCACCACCACCGCCGCCACCGCCGCCUCCAGACCAGGAUGCCAACGCUUCUAUCUUUUUCAAAAUGGUGGAGGCCGCUGCCACCUCGUUCGCCUCGAUACUCGUCUUGGGAGCCGGUUUUGGCUUGGCGGCGUAUGCUUACCACAAGUCAUACAAGUACAUGGUGCUCCACAAAAUGUCCAACGCCUUCGAACCUGGCGACCCCGUCCUCGAGCUUGCGGCGAUAGGGAAGGAUCUUCCGCUGGCGCACACCGCCGCGGCCACCCACUGGGUGGAGAGGCCCGAGCAGCCCAUUGUGGACGACAUUGUUGCCGGCCGCAGUAAAGGUCACUAUCAUCUAUUCAUCGGCGAGAAGGGCACCGGCAAGAGCAGCAUGCUCCUGGAAGCGAUGCGCAAGAUCGACGGCGACGGCGUGGCCAUGUUUGAGGCGCACGCCGACCUCGAGAUCUUCAGGAUUCGCCUAGGCAAGGCCCUGGACUAUGAGUUUCACGAGGAUUACAUUGGCGGUUACUUCAGCGAGCGCGGCCCGAGGGAUACCACCGCCCUUCUCGAUAUUGAACGCGCCCUCAACAAACUUGAAAAGGUGGCCCUCCGGAGGCGGGCCAAGGUUAAGGCACCGCUGGUGGUCAUCAUCAACCAAAUGCACCUGAUCCGGGAUGACGACGAUGGCAAGGACCUGAUUGAACUAUUGCAACAACGAGCCGAGCAAUGGGCGGCCUCAAACCUCGUGACGAUGGUCUUCAACAGCGACGACUACUGGGUCUAUGAACGGCUAAAGCAAUUGGCGACGCGGAUGGAUGUCCUCACGAUUCUAGACCUGCCUAAGACGCAGGCGACGGCCGCUCUCAAGAACUACCGUCAGCGGUACUUCAAUGAGCACCCAAGUUCUGAGAUCCUCGAGCAAGUCUAUGACCGCGUCGGCGGGCGAUUGAACUUCUUGAACCGCGUCGCAAAGAGCGACGACAUGCUCUUGGCCUGUGACAAGAUUAAAGAGUUGGAAAAAACCUGGUUUUUGAACCAAUGCUGGAUCCUUGGCGAGGAGAUGGACGACGAUGUGAUGGACCAGCAGAAGUGGGCGGCGGCGGCCGUUGUCCUCGCUACCGCCCUUGUAGACAAGGAGAAAGAGAUGGAGACCACGUAUGACCCCGUAGUAGGCCACGUGCUCCCGUCGUACCCCCUCUACAAGGCCCAGGAGAUCAUGACGCGCGUCGACUUUGUGCGCGCCUUCGACCGCUUGAACCUCUUCAGCAUCACCAGCGACGCCCAAGUCCGCGCCAGCUCCGUGCCCAUGCACCUCGCCUUCCAGGAGAUCGUAGCCCAGCCGGGCUUCCGGGAGCACCUCCAAGGCACCAUCGACCGUAUCGCCGCCAUUGAGAGCCUCGGACGUACGAGGGAAUUGGUCGCGAAGGAUCUAGUUCUCGGCGGAAAGUACGGGAUACGGAAGGUGCCGGGCGGCAUUGACGUGACACUGCAGGAAAAGGAAGAUGGGGAUGGAGAUGGGGGUGGUAAGGACUGA